AAAGUCUGGUGCAGACUCUGCAGAACGGCUAACCGCCAAACAGCAAGAGCUUGUGAGUGGAACUUUCAGGCGACCGUGAGACCGAGUCCGCGCCAAGAGCAACACGAUGGCAGUGAUGCACCAUGUAGAAGGUUCCUGCCGCAAAGUUCCUACUAGAAUUUCAUGACAAUGCGCGAUCAGCGCUGUCACGCUCAGCCUCACAGUGCUUCGCUGUACAUAGGUUGGCGCUAGAUCUGAACAAGCUGAUCGAUGUGUAGUGAUGGCCCAUGGUAGCGGUCAUAGGGCCAUCAUGCAGCAUCAUAUGUUCUUUUUUACGCAAUUCGCUCAAUUGAACAUGCUGUAUUGGGUACAGUGUUCUGCGCAUCAUGAAGCUGAGAGAACCUAUCAGAAGUUCUUUCUCUGUCAUGAUGAUCCCCGCUCCUCGGACAUCCUUCAAGUUCCUGCAGUUUCUUGGCAGUUUCUGGCUGUAGUAUUUUGCCGCGCCUGCCUGGCAGAACGGGAGCGUUUUGCCAACACCGAUGGCGACAUACUUUUCCAAGUUGUUGGUAUGUCAGGUGACAGAGCAUCAGAACAGGUACUCAGUGACCUCAUGAAGCGCCGUUCAAGCUGGAGGAUCAUGGACCUCCAACUCGAUGCCAUGUCGAAGGACUUGCAUGUUGGUGGUGCAGGUUCUCGCACGUGGUUGAAUCCCACCGUGGGCCCAUCUUCCUAUCCUUUCAGCGCAAGAUCACGGGAAUUUGACAUCCCUUACCUAUACACACCUGGUCUGGCUUCGAGUGGUCCAUGGGCGUGCUCAGCCUCCCUAAAGACGCUUGCUAACCAACACCAUGCUGUUAUGGGUGAAGUUUGCUAUGACUCAUUCAUCCUGUGACUAUUUUGUCAGGACGGGCGUCGAACAACAAAACAUGGAGACUACGCUCUAUUUCGUGGUUGCAGGCAGGGCAUUCUAAUUUUCUUACAUCGUCUUAACAACAU
Suillus clintonianus is the source of this 975-nucleotide messenger RNA. RefSeq lists its product as uncharacterized. The coding region runs from base 260 to 871 and encodes 203 amino acids. Lineage: Eukaryota; Fungi; Basidiomycota; Agaricomycetes; Boletales; Suillaceae. The record is from RefSeq and is a predicted model, not a curated record. The transcript has 5 exons.